Exophiala mesophila is the source of this 1819-nucleotide messenger RNA. RefSeq lists its product as uncharacterized. Bases 115 to 1602 code for a protein of 495 amino acids. The transcript has a single exon. The record is from RefSeq and is a predicted model, not a curated record. NCBI's taxonomy places the organism in Eukaryota, Fungi, Ascomycota, Eurotiomycetes, Chaetothyriales, Herpotrichiellaceae.
AGGUCACUCUCUCCACCAUCAACUGAUUGUUGAUCCCAUUUACGACCCUGACCUCGACAGAACCACACCCGGCGAUAGACACACCUUUUUGCAUCCAGGUUUCGAAUUGGUUCCAUGAUGCAAGACCCGCGACACACACCGAAUCCCCUGCGCCCUUACUACAUACCACCCUCGAUCGGAACCUCAGAUGCUGCAGCCAACGCCACAUCUGCCUCCAAGGCAUCUACAGGCUCAUCUUUCUCCUUCCCCGACUUAGACUACUCCGACUACAUUUCCGAUGCUUCACCCUCGCUGAAGGUGUCGGCCAAGUCGAUCCUUGACCAAGCUUUGUGGAAAUACACCAGUGUCGUCUUCGCUCAGCCGUUUGAGGUUGCAAAGCUCAUCUUACAGACCAGGGUCGCACAGGAAGAUGAUUGCGACCUGGCACACCGCCGACAAUCGAGCCUGAAAGAGGAGGACAUUGAGGCCGGCUAUGGCUAUGACGAUGAAUACCAACAUUCCUCGGACGAUGAACCAAAUUACUUCACUUCCAGUGCUCCCACGGGUUUACCGACCUCAGGUCGUUCCCCUCCGCGCGGGAGACGGGGGCGCCCGUCGCAACAAUUUUCUGAUUCAGGGCCACAGCGUCCAAAUAAGACCCGAGAUGGCCACCUGACCCUAAAGAACCCGCAUUCACUGAUUGACGCUCUCUCAGCGCUCUCGUCAGACAGCGGCGCACUGGCCAUGUGGCGAGCAACGAAUUCGACAUUUGUGUACAAUAUACUACUCAGGACACUAGAGACGUUUUUCAGAAGUUUUCUGGGAGCUGUGUUUGGUGUGGCAGAGAACGACAUUUUGCUUCCGUUGUCAUCAGGGUCAAUGCCGGAUACUUCAAUCCUCGCUUCCACCACCCCUGUCGCAACUGUCUUGAUCGCAACUGCAGCCACAGCUCUCUCGUCGCUGGUGCUGGCUCCAAUCGAUGCUGUUCGGACUCGUCUCAUUCUCACACCUGCGAGCCAAGAACCAAGAACUUUACUUGGAACAUUGAGGACCCUCCCAACCGCAUACUUGAUCCCUUCCCACCUCAUUCCUAUUACCUUCUUUUCGUCAACCAUUCCCACAUUAAUCUCUACCAGCACACCUGUUGUUUUAAAAUCAUACCUCGGACUGGAUCCAGCCAUGAAUCCAGCCAGCUGGAGUCUAGCCACAUUUGCCAGCUCAGCCCUAGAUCUGUCCAUCAAGUUCCCACUAGAGACGAUUCUUCGCCGCGCCCAGAUCGCCACGUGGACGGCACCAAGGCAAUCUCUUCCCACCUCGUCCUCAAAGAGGAAAGCCAUAGCAACCAUUGUUCCUGUACCUCAAUCCUACAGAGGUAUUCUACCUACAAUCUGGAGCAUUGUCAAGGAAGAAGGCUACUCUGAGUCCGAAAAGGACAAGGCUGCCGCUUUAAUGGGCAAAGCGCCUAGGAGGAAGAGAAAAGGCCAAGGGUUUGAAGGACUCUAUCGAGGAUGGAGAGUGGGGCUUUGGGGCCUUGUGGGUGUCUGGGGAACAUCUUUCGUGGGAGGACUGCAAAGUGGAAGUGAAGCUGCCAGCAGCGCUGGGAUCCAUGGAGGCAAAUUUUGAUGAAUACAUGCGGUAGCUACCAGCUCCCGUCCAUGUGGUUGUGGUUUGCUCUAGAUCGUAUGAGCAUGGCGUUUGACGAGUCGCGUGAAUGAGAUACCCCUACUCUUUUACUCUCAGCUCUUCUGUUGGACUUGUUUACUAUGUACAGAUUAUGUAAAGGCAUGAUGUAAGGUAGUUAAUGGAAUUCAUCCUCGACAGAUAUACUGGUACGUCAAAG